GUGUGUGUGUGUGUGUGUGUGUGUGUGUGUGUGUGUGUGUGUGUGUGAGUGUGUGAUAGAGUGUACUGAAGCGUCAUUCUCCUCCUUUCUUCCUUUCAGUGAACGCGCAUCACUUGUGAGGAACGGCGCCUGAGAGACCCAGAAGUUUCUUGUUUCUCGGCUCGAUUUGCUCCGCUCUCCCGCGAAUUUCUUCCGUUCCUCCCGGUUUCAUUUGUAUCCUCAUCCUCACUUUCUUUUUUUCUGACUCGAGGAUUCAGCCGGGGUGUACUGCUAACACUGGGCGUAGCUGGAGAGGAUUUUGCUAGCUCGCCUCUGCACUGACUGAUCACACCUAGCUGUCUCCAGAAAGCCUGUAGACCUGUGGCCAUCCUGUGAGAUUUAAGUCAGCCCUGCCUUGCAGAGACGGACCACUACCACUCAAGGGGAGAUGAAGCCGGAUGGGGUUGCCACGGCAGCGCUGGAGCCAAUGGAAACAUUGGAAUCCAAUCCAGUAAAUGAGGCAGCACCAGCCGUAGGACAGGAGCCCAACCAGGCCGCCAGUCCGGUGGAGGUGAUGCCACAGCAACCUGCAGGAGAGACGGGCCAGGUGGAAGCCCAGCCAGACCAGGCCAAGGAAACUCCAGCUGCCAAGACCGGCAACAAGACUUCAGGAGACUCCAAAGCCAAGACUACCAACAAGGCCCCGGCCAAGACAAAACCCGGCACCACCGGCCCAACCAAGACCGCACCUGGGUCACGGCCCAACACAUCCCAGAGCCGCCUCUCAAAUGGCACGUCUAAGCCCCAGACCAAUGGAGUGGACUAAGAAGGCUGCACCUGCUGCAGUCAAAAAGACCGCCCCAACCCCAGCUCCCGCCAAAAAACCAAUAGCCCCGGCCCCAGCCAUGGCCUCCAAGAGCAAAGUGGGUGAGAAGAAAGCCACGGGGGCUGCUCCUGCCACCAAUGGCGCAAAGUCGAUGACCGGAACAACAGCAGCAAAGAAGACCACAGCCGCUACUGCUAACGGUGUCAAAACCAGCACCACUGCGGCUGCUGCUAAAAAGCCCCCAGCUCCCAAGACUGCCUCUGCAACUCCCACCAAGCCCCCUGUUUCCAAGACAACCAGGCCUACAGCUGGCCCGUCAGCAUCAUCUCGCCCUGCCACAGGCUCAACCCGGCCAUCCACUGCCAGCACAACCAAGAGCUCCCCAGCUACAGCCAAAACUGCCACCCCGAAAACCUCCUCCACCCCCUCCAAGCCUGCUGCAUCCAGACUAACCUCCACUACUCCCUCUGGUGGAAAACCUCCGGCAUCACAAACCCCCAGGAACAUAACCCCCGUGAAAAAAGAUGUUACCAAACCAGCCACACCAGCAUCCAAAAAGCCUGCAGAAUCCCCCCUUACCCGCCCUUCCUCCACAACAAAGUCAGCAAAACCUGAGACCCCCAAAUCAGCCUCCAAAUCAGACGUCACCGCCAAAAAACCUACUGCCAGUAAGGCCGCGGACACAAAGACACCUAUCCGCUCCAAAACAGACAGUAAGCCCACACCUUCCAAGGAUGCCUCCAAGACCCCUGGCUCCAGAACAGCUGGAGUCAAGAACUCCGCCCCCAAGAAAACUGUGGGCAGCAGCACUCCGACUCCAGUGAAACGAGGCCCCAAAGCUGCAUUUGAAGCAGAUCCUGGAAAGGAAAUUGCCGCUGCUGUAGCGGCCGCUGCUGCUGCCGCUGCAGCUAUCGCUACUGCGGCGGCUGUCAUUGCUGGGCCAGAGGAACCAGAACCAGCUGUGGCGCCAUCUGUUGCAGAUGCACCACAACUGAUCUCAAGCCAGACAGAAGCAGUACAAGAAAAAACUUCAGACCCCACACCAGAACCAGUCUCUUCACCAGUGUUAGAACUAACACCAGAACCUGUGCGGGAACUGACACCAGAACCUGUGCGGGAACUAACACCAGAACCUGUGCGGGAACUGACACCAGAACCUGUGCGGGAACUAACACCAGAACCUGUGCGGGAACUGACACCAGAACCUGUGCGGGAACUAACACCAGAACCUGUGCGGGAUCUGACACCGGAACCUGAACAAGAACCAAGUCCAGUCCAAGUACGGGAAACAUCUCCAGAGCCCCUCCCAGAACCAUUGUCAGACCCAGAUCUGGGAGCUGAACCAGUCCAUGAAGCAGCCUCCGUUGUUCAGCUAUCAGCUCAACUGGACCUCUUCAAAUUUGAGGAGUCGGCCAAAGACUCUUCCCUGGGAACUACUGUCAUGUCUCCUCCUUGUUCCCCACCAGGCCUCGUUUCUCCCACCAGAGAGCCACAGAACGCCUCUUCUCUGCUGGACAUGCAUGUCCAGUCUGAUCUCAUGGACAGGAACCAGGACCUGGCUCACUUUGCUCCCCAAAGCCUAGUCAAUUCAAUGGACUUCCACACAGAGGAGGAAAAGGAGAAUAAAGACCAGUUUGAGGCACAGAAGUCAAGGGAAGAGGAGGGGGAGGAGGAUGAAGAGGAGGAUGAAGAAGAAGAGAAAGAGAACCUGUUCAUGCCUACCUUCAAAGCUCCAUCAGCAGAGACCUUCAACAUGAUGGCACAACCUCACGUGUUGGGGGCCUCGCCCAUGGAUGAUUUCACCCCCAGGGACCUGCUCUCCCCUCAUGAAAAGGAGGAAGCGGUGGAAAAAGCUGAUGAGGAGAUAAAUGAGGAUGAUGAGGAGGAGGAGGAUGAAGAUGAGGAGCAGAGGAGACUUGGCCACCAGCCUUCAUCCCUGGUCACCGACAUGAGCACGUCUCAGCCCUCCGAGGAGUUCCAAGUGAGGUCCUCCGCCUUUGGUGGUUCUGUGGGGUGGCAAGGCGACGACCUGCUGUCCGGAAUGGACUCUGAGGACGUGAGCAGCUGCACCAGCAGUCGGCAGCAGGGCGUGUCCGACCUCAGCAGCACCCAGCACACUGCGCUACUGGAAGGCACCCAGAGCUCAGACGCCCUGGUCGACUCGAGCCUUCUCAUGGGUUCUCCCAACGUGGAAACUCUGGCUAACGAGGAGGAGGAAGACGAGGACGAAGAGGACGAGCGAGUGGACGAUAUGGACCUGAGUUCAGAGAGAGUCGAGGAGCAACACAAAGUGUUGCUGCAGCAAGAGCAAGAUGAGGACGAGGAUGAAGACGUGGAGAUGCACAGUGAAGGAGUGACAGAGAGCUGCGGGAAUGUAGAUGAAGAUGACUUUAACGAGGAAGAGCGCUUAGACAACCUAAAUCGCUCCGCUCCUCCGCCUUGCACGCCCCCUACCUCCUCCUGGGGCCAAACCAUCCCCUUCUGUGAUACCUGGGCUCAACCGACCUCACUGCUCUCCGUCUCCUCCCCCAGCCCUCUAUCUGACCGCGGUGCAGCUGAAUCUGAAACGCCCAUCCUGUCUCCUGCCCAUGCACACUUGGACAGCAGUGCCCCUUGCUUUGCUCCUCAGUCAGAGCAAGAGCCCGGGCAGCAUCUGUCAGCCCACGAGGAGGUGAAGAUCUCAGCAGAUGAGGAGGCUCAUGCCUUGUUUGCUGCCCCAGCUGGAGGCAUGUCCCAGCCCAGCACUGCUGCGGCUGCCCAUAGCAGUAGUGAGACAAGCACGCCAGAGGAACUCCGUGACUACGACAGCAGCUCUGGGGUGGAGUCCCGCUCUGACAAACAGCAGACCCCAGUGCCUGCUUCACACCAACCUGACAUGGAGCAGGACCUGGGAAUUCACUUAGAGAAAGGCGAUGGAGAAGAGGAGGAAGCUGAGACGCUCCCUGCCGAUGAAGUCCUAGGAACGGGACCCCCAACUGCUCCAGCAUCCGCCCCGUCCUCUCCCUCCACCUCAGGAGAUGAGGCCAGCGACACUGAGGGCGAGAUGCAAAUAAACGACCCAGACGCACCGCCGAUGAUGGACGAGAGUGCCGGAUUUGAAAGCCCCCCUCCCACCUGCAGUCUGCCCGCUCUUGAUGAGGACGAGGAGGUGGGGGGGACACCUGCCGGAGACGGCGAAGAGGACGGAGGCGGGACCACCCCUCAGUCAGCCAACUCUGUUGCGUCUUACGGCUUCGACUGCACCACAUCCAACUCCAACGCCCACUCCAUGGCUGAGAGCUGUGGGAAGAGCCCGGGAAUCUUCUCCCUGGAGAACGAGGAUCAGCUGCCAGAGGAGGCCAAGGACCCCUCCCUCAUCAAGGAGCUGACCCUGCCAUCAGCCGCUGCUGCCGCCCAGGCGGAGGACCUGCUCGGCAGACCCGUGGACCUGAUGCCCUUUGGCUACCGAGGAGACAACCAGCCGGGCAGUCUAGAUGAGCACCACUACAUGCUGGGGGGAAAGAUCGCAGCAGACCACCUGGAGGAGGUCGACCCGUUGGAGCCCAGUCACCACAUGGGGGACAUGGAAUCUGGAGACACCGGCGACCAGCCACCCUACUACUCUACCAUAUGUGAUAAGACUGAUAGUUUUCUGGCAGGUAAUGUAUAAGUCGCUCCUAUUACCCCCUGGAAUGCACCUUUUCCCCGCAACCCUCCCCGUUACCUGUUGUUUGUUUUCUCUCCAGUUGGGUUAGAAGGCUUAGAAAAAGAAAAAAAAAGAAGAGCAAGAUUGUAGGAAAAGAUUUUAAAAAAUGAACAAAGGAGAUGGAAAAAAAAAUGACUGUAGCAAUUUUUAAAUGAAGCCUCCCUCUUUCAUACUGUUAUGGUCAUGGUUAUGAGUGUACGGCGUAUACUCCUUUAUGUACAAUAGCUACUACCAUUUUCUAGUAGAAUGUUCUUUUUAAGUAACACUGCAUAUCCUGUAGCCCCUGAUGGGGUAUUGACUGAUUGGUCCACUGGGACUGAGCUUUUAAACCGAGGAAAAAAAAGAAAAAAAAACACAGACGGAAUGAAAUGGACUCAUUGUAUAUUUAUCCUACUGUUUUUACCGAACAAGUGUCAAGUUUUUUUGUAUUUGCUUAUUUGUUUUUUCUGUUGAAACCUGGUCCUCCCUACCCUGUGUACACACGCUUCAUGUUCAACAGCACCAUAGCGAUAGUCCCAUGCUCCUUUUAAAAAGUUUGUGUCUCAAGACUUUUAGCUAUCAAAAUAAAGGCUAGAUAUUAACACGGCAGAUUUGUUUGAGUUAGGUGUGGGAGUAUUAGAUUGCAGUUGGUGAAGUUUUUAAUGUGUGCUUCAAGAGGCUCUACGCUCUUUGCAUAGGUUGUUAAGGUAUAUAACGUGCAGUCACGUACAGUAUGUGUUUCAGGCAUUGGUUUAAGUGGCUAAGCUUCAAGCCUCAGUUAGCUGAUCAUUCGUGUUCCAGAAGAGACUAACAACUAGCCUUUUAUUUGUGAUGAGACCCUGCAUUGUCCUACAUUGCUAUCACAGUUGAGCUUUACACUCAUAGUGAGCGUUUGGUUUACUAUUUCAACAGUAUAUUGCAUGUUUAACUAACAUAAAGACUAUGUACUACCUUGAAUUUGAAACAAUUCUACACUAGACAUGUUCAUCAAUGAAUGGUUCACUAGGUUAUCUUUCAAAAUUCCAUUAAAACAUCAUUGCAAGGCA
Cottoperca gobio is the source of this 5515-nucleotide messenger RNA. Its product is annotated as nucleolar protein dao-5-like. The record is from RefSeq and is a predicted model, not a curated record. Lineage: Eukaryota; Metazoa; Chordata; Actinopteri; Perciformes; Bovichtidae. Bases 768 to 4454 code for a protein of 1228 amino acids. The transcript has 5 exons.